Molecule: messenger RNA, 1234 nt
Organism: Galendromus occidentalis (western predatory mite)
Lineage: Eukaryota; Metazoa; Arthropoda; Arachnida; Mesostigmata; Phytoseiidae
Product: NEDD8-conjugating enzyme UBE2F
Exons: 4
Coding region: 345-947 (200 amino acids)
Source: RefSeq, a predicted model, not a curated record
UUUUGUGCCACAGACCCAAUCCCUCGGAAAAGAGCGAACACAUCAAUUAAAAAAAGUACGAAACUGAUUCAAACUUGGAAGUCGAGCAGUCCAAUUCCACGAAAAGGAGCCUCGCGACAUUAUCUCGGUCUUAGGAUCCCAAACCGACAGGAAGUCUGAGGUCGAGACCUCUGCCAGUGGUGGUUUAAUACUCAAGACAUUUCCAACCCUUUGGAUGGUCUCGCUGACCUGAUCUGGCCUCGCGGCUUUCGACGGGAGUACAAGAAUGCAAAUAAAUUCUGUCAGUGUCAUUGUCGAAUCUUUGUGAAGGUUGGAGCCCGAGAGAAUCCGCUCGAAUAUACGUCAUGAUAACCCUCCGCAAGCGAGUCAGGAGGUCGGGCGGCGAUGGCGAGGAUGAUGGCGACAGUAGGGAGCCAGGGCCUUCUCGGCCGUGCCGGCCUGGCUACCCGUCGAAAAAGCUCUCUAUCAGGGACCAGCUCCUCCAGAAAGAGGUUAUGGAGUUGAACCAAGACAUUUUGCCAAACACGGUCAGAGUACACUUCCCGGAUCCGAAUGCAUUCCAUCAUUUAAUGGUAUCGGUCUGUCCAUCUGAAGGCCUUUGGUCGGGCGGUGUCUUCGAUUUCGAGAUAAACGUGCCGGAAGAGUACAAUAUGGCCCCUCCAAAGGUGAAGUGCCUGACGCCGUCGUGGCACCCGAACAUUAAUUUUCGCAGCGGCGAAAUCUGCCUGUCUCUCCUGCGAGUGUCCGCAAUCGACAAUAUGGGCUGGACUCCUACUCGGCGUUUGAGGGACGUCGUGUUAGGGCUCGAUGGACUUUUCGGAGAUCUCGUCAAUUUUGAAGACCCCCUGAACAAAGAUGCUGCUGACCAGUAUCAAUGUUGCUCCGAGGCAUUCGAACAGAAAGUCCGCGAUCUGAUCCGACAAAAUUUCCGUUCGAGGCGUCGAUGAUGCGACCGCCUGCAUCGGCCAGCGUCGCGAAAUGUAAUGUAUUCAGUCUUUACUCUUUCGGAGAUUUCGUCUCCGAAAAGUCUGCCGGGAAGCUAGCAGCUCACAAUUAGCGGUCGGGAAACAUGGAACAAUUUGCCAAGCCCUAAGGGGCUCCCCCGAGUCAUUUUGAACCAGCCCGUGUGCAGCAAUAUCAUUCCGGCUUUCCUGGAAUCCGAACGCGUGAAGAUCCAUCCGAAAAUCGAGCACUAGGAUAUCUUAUGAAAAUAUAAUGGAAGGUUCCCCGGUAA